GCCAGCUUUCGCUUGGAAGGUUGUUUUCGGUGUCAUCAAAAUAUAUUUUUGAUUAAGUAGGCAGAAACGAGGUAACCAGCUAGUAUGGCAAAGUCCAAGAAUCAUACCAAUCACAAUCAAAACCAAAAGGCUCAUAAAAAUGGAAUCAAGAAGCCCAAGCGCAAGCGUCAUGAGUCCAAGCGUGGUAUGUGCCAGAAGUUCCAGCGCAACCUACGAUUCUCGAAGAAGGGUAAUGUGUCUCAUGAGGAAUCGCUAAAGCGUGCCGAGGAGCGUAAAGCUAAGUACGCUGGACAACCUGCACCUGUGAAACUGUAGGAAGUACGAUGCCGAACCACACCGUACCUUCUCCACUCUUGUACAUGCACGAUGUAGUAUGUGGAAAAGUGAAGAAAUAAAGCUACUUUAAAAUUCUAA
This is a messenger RNA of Anopheles nili, 414 nucleotides long. It is a transcript of the gene RpL29, whose product is annotated as 60S ribosomal protein L29. Gene Ontology annotation, molecular function: structural constituent of ribosome. Gene Ontology annotation, cellular component: ribosome; cytosolic large ribosomal subunit. Gene Ontology annotation, biological process: cytoplasmic translation. The transcript is spliced from 4 exons. Bases 85 to 315 code for a protein of 76 amino acids. The record is from RefSeq and is a predicted model, not a curated record. Lineage: Eukaryota; Metazoa; Arthropoda; Insecta; Diptera; Culicidae.